AUGAAGUCCAAAGGGUCUGGAAUAACGAUCGCUAUCGAUCGCGGUGGCACAUUCACUGAUGUGCUCGCCAUCAUUCCGGGGAAACCGGACCUGUAUUUCAAAUUGUUGUCUGUUGACCCUGCCCACUAUCCAGAUGCCACCAUUGAAGGCAUUAGACGAGUUCUCUCUACGGUCAGGGGAUCGGAGAUACCUCGCGGGGAGCCACUGGAUACGUCUGAGGUUGCAUCAAUUCGCAUGGGCACAACUGUUGCUACAAAUGCAUUACUGGAAAGGAAAGGUUCGAAAUGUGCCCUGCUGAUCACGAAAGGAUUUGGCGACUUGAUGGUCAUUGGCGAUCAGUCAAGGCCAAAUUUGUUCGACCUUAAUGUAAGAAAACCAGGUGAACUGUAUGAAAAGGUGGUUGAGGUAGAUGAGCGUGUUACGCUUGAAGCCUACACGGAAGAUCCCCAGGAGCGGGACUUUGCCGAACUUGUGAACGGCGCCGACGUCAAGCUGGGAGUGACAGGAGAGGUCGUCCGAGUACUAAAGCCGUUGGAACACGAACGCCAGAUUGGAGAUAUCGCGGCAACUAUUGGCUUCACUAGCAUCUCGUUGUCCCAUGAUCUCUUGCCCGUGAUUAAGCUGGUUCACCGCGGGCACUCCACUACAGCAGAUGCAUAUCUCACGCCUGAGACGAAAAGGUAUCUGGACGGCUUCAUGAAAGGAUUCAAGGAAGGCUCAGAUAGCCACACGAGGAUCGAAUUUAUGCAGUCUGAUGGCGGACUCGUAGACUACCGGAAAUUCAGUGGCCUUCGUGCUAUUCUUUCGGGGCCCGCUGGCGGUGUUGUCGGCUAUGCUCGCACUAGCUUCGACGAGAAAGACCCGAAACCAGUCAUCGGGUUCGAUAUGGGUGGCACUUCAACGGAUGUUUCACGAUUUGGGGGCACCUACGAGCAUAUUACCAACUCGGUUACUGCUGGCGUGCACAUAAGUUGCCCGCAAUUGGAUGUGAACACUGUUGCCGCGGGCGGUGGAUCAAUUCUCUUCUUCCGGAAUGGCGUAUUUGUCGUUGGACCCGAAUCAGCUAGUGCGCAUCCGGGCCCGGCUUGUUACAGAAAGGGUGGUCCUUUAACCGUCACUGAUGCCAAUCUUCUGCUUGGUCGGCUGUUGCCAGAAACGUUCCCCAAGAUCUUUGGCCCGAACGAAGAUGAGGCACUUGGUGUAGAUAUCACCCGCAAGAAGUUCGCUGAGUUGACAAAGACCAUCAAUGAGUCGAUCGCGGGCAGCCGACCCGAGAUGACGGUGGAGGAGGUUGCGCUUGGCUUUCUCCAAGUUGCUAAUGUGAACAUGUCUAAGCCCAUUCGAGCGCUGACGGAGGCUCGUGGAUUCGAUGCUUCCGCCCAUAACCUUGCUAGCUUUGGUGGUGCUGGUGGCCGUAAGUCUCAAUUAUUACGUGCAGUGAUUAUUCAUCAGUACUCUUCGAUUCUCUCAGCCUACGGUAUGGCUUUGGCGGACGUCGUCGAAGAGCGGCAAGAGCCCGCAUCAAAGGCGUACGAGGAGUCUACUGCAGACUUUUUCACAGAGCGUCUGGAUGCUCUGGAGAAGCAAGCUCGUGACGCGCUAGCGGAGCAGGGGAUUGCCGAAGACGCAGUGAAGAUCGAACGCUUCCUCAACAUGCGCUACCAGGGGUCGGACAGUCAGCUCAUGAUUGCUGAGACUGGCGAUGAAGGUGGCUAUAUAUCAAACUUCACGAAAACCCACAUGCGAGAAUUCAGCUUCAUCAACGAGACGAGAAAAGUCAUUGUCGACGACGUUAGAGUGCGCGCAAGCGGAUCUGGUCACCGUGUUGAUGAACGGUCUUUCUUCACAGACUUGCAGACACUGGAAAAGAGGCAAGUUGUGCAUAACGACAAUACUCAGUUUAGACAAGUCUACUUUGAGGGUGGUUGGCAUUCAGUGCCAAGCUUGUUCUUGGGUGACCUUACCCCUGGAUCUAUCGUUGAGGGGCCAGCUUUGAUAAUUGACAGCACACAAACCAUUCUAGUUGCUCCCUCCUCCAAGGCAACCGUUCUGGCGCGACACAUAGUCAUCGACCUCGUACUUAACAACAAAAAGUCCGUCGACUCUAAGCGAGUAGACCCCAUUCAGUUGGCUGUGUUCGGCAACCGUUUCAUGAGCAUUGCCGAGGACAUGGGACGCACCCUGCAAAAGAUUGCCAUCAGCACCAAUGUCAAGGAGCGGCUAGACUUCUCAUGCGCGCUAUUCGAUGGCAACGGCGCGCUGACGGCCAACGCACCCCAUGUUCCAGUUCAUCUAGGCAGCAUGUCACGAGCCGUCAGGAUUGCGAUGGACCGUUGGCGGGAUGACCUGCAUCCGGGCGACAUUUUGGCUACCAAUCACCCUAUUGCGGGCGGAACGCAUCUACCGGACAUCACGCUAAUCUCUCCAGUGUUCGAUAAGACCAACACAUACAUUGACUUCUUUGUGGCUGCUCGUGCACAUCACGCUGAGAUCGGCGGUAUCGCGCCAGGCUCGAUGCCAUCAGACUCCGUCGAGCUCUAUCAGGAGGGUGCCGCGUUCGAGCAGUGGAAAAUUGUGUCUAAAGGCCACUUUGACGAUGCAGGCGUCACGCACCACUUUCUUGAUGUUCCAGGAUCAUAUCCCGGAUGUAGUCCGUCACGGCGGAUUCACGACAAUAUCGCUGAUCUAAAGGCACAAAUUGCGGCAAACCAAAAGGGUAUCAACCUUAUUCACGGCCUAUUCGAAGAGUAUGACCGAGAUACGGUGCUAUUCUACAUGAGAGCUGUGAAGACCACUGCCGCAGCUGCCGUACGCGACUUGCUGCGAGCCACGGCAAAGAAAUAUGCAGGCCAGAUGCCUCUCACUGCUGUAGACUACAUGGAUGACGGCAGUCCAAUUGCCCUAUCCAUAACAAUCGACGGUGAGGAGGGCACAGCUGUGUUUGAUUUCACCGGCACGGGUCUGGAAGCGUUCAACUGUCUGAACGCCCCAAUUGCUAUCACAUAUUCAGCAAUUCUCUACUGUCUGCGCUGUCUGAUUGGCACGGAUAUUCCCUUGAACGAAGGUUGCCUUGAACCUGUAACUGUGAUUGUGCCCGAAGACGUAGUGUUCAAAGCCUUCCAGGCAUCCGGCGCCAGUCACGGGUGCAUGAACAUCUUGUCGUUUGGAAGCGGUGGAUACGACAAGUCAACAGGCAAGUUCAUUCCCGGGUUCGGCUACGGCGAGACUAUUGCUGGUGGCGUUGGAGCCGGUCCCGGCUGGAAUGGCUACAGCGGUAGUCAGGUACAUAUGACGAACACCAAGAUCACGGAUCCGGAGAUCUUAGAGAAGCGAUAUCCUGUGAUCCUGCACUGA
This is a messenger RNA of Phaeoacremonium minimum UCRPA7, 3354 nucleotides long. Its product is annotated as putative 5-oxoprolinase protein. The transcript has 8 exons. Lineage: Eukaryota; Fungi; Ascomycota; Sordariomycetes; Togniniales; Togniniaceae. The coding region runs from base 1 to 3354 and encodes 1117 amino acids. The record is from RefSeq and is a predicted model, not a curated record. Gene Ontology annotation, biological process: glutathione metabolic process. Gene Ontology annotation, cellular component: cytosol. Gene Ontology annotation, molecular function: 5-oxoprolinase (ATP-hydrolyzing) activity.